CGGCGGGGUAAACAAGUCAGUUUAAUGAUAAGAAGAGAGUCGCCGCCAACCAGUCGCGCGAGCCCGCCCGCCCAACGCACGUGUGUGAAGUUGCAACAGAUAACAACAAAUAGUUAAAUUCAACCUUAUGGAUAAGCAGUGGGCCGAGAGGCGCGACUAUGAGACACCAUUGGAUUACGUGUACAGAAACAUGGAGAAGGAAUCUACUACGAAGGUGGUAGAGGCGAUGUCUGAAGCCAGGGUGGGCAUGUCCUCAUGGGAGGUCCAUGGGAAUGUAUGGAGUGCUGCUGUGGGGGCAGUCAUUGGGGCUGGAACUGUGCUACUGAUUGCUGCUGCCAUUUUUAUGUGGAGAAAGCCGAGAAGGCAGGAGUUACCGCUGCUGGCUCCGAUGGAUGUGGCGCAUAGCGAGAUGCUGAUACCUAAGGAGCAAUGCCGGGUACAGCCAUUAUCUGCUGAAGGGCGGGCGGCCAGCUCGUUGCCUCACGCUCGGCUGGCCAGGACACCUUCGAUAUCCUCGCAAAGCAGCUUGGACAGCGGGACUUCAAGAGCCACCAGCCACCGGGGAUCCUCACCAGCUAUACGCACAUUUGCUCCUGAUGGACGAACCCUAGAAGCCGGAGCUAGUGGUGUUCCGCGCUCACCGUCGCCCCUCCGCGCGGCUUCACUCGACGUCCGCGCGGCACCGCUCGCCCACGGUUCUCUGGCGUCAUUGGCUGAUACUCCGACGCCUUCAAGUCCAAGGCACGCGCCUCCAAGAUGUCUGUCGCCGCUUUUGAUGCCACCAAGACGGAUAGACCGCAGCAACUCGUUAGUGGAAAGCAGCAGUGGCGUCGGUCCCCUAAGCCCUGGUGCCAGUGCAGCCAUCAGCUCUCUAGGGGCUCUCCAACCAGACCUGUACACGAAGCGAGAGGCUCCCCUAGUGAUAGAGCUGGAAGGAGCAGGGCCCUCGCUCGGCAGGAUCCAUCUGCGCUUGAAGUAUGAUUUCGAUCGGUCGGAUUUGGAAGUUCAUCUUAUUGAAGCGCACGAUUUAGCGGGCUACGAAGCUGGGGGUUUCAACGAUCCCUAUGUGCGGGUCACCCUACUGCCUGAAGUGGACACACGGGUCCGUCAGACCCCGGUGCAUCGGAACGAAGCCAACCCAUUCUUCGACCAGCACUUCAAGUUCCCUGUAUCACACGACGAGUUGUCUGAUAAGACCUUGCUGUUGCAAGUUUUUGAUUAUGACAGGUUUUCUCGCAACGAAGUAAUGGGUUCCGCCAAGGUGCCUCUUUCCCGCGUCGAAGUGGCGGGUGGAGCUGAAGUUUGGGCCGAACUUUCCCGAGAGCGGCGCCCACCAGAGGAGUUGCAAGAACUGUUAUUGUCUCUAUCUUACCUGCCAUCGGCUGAAAGACUCACUGUCGUCGUGCUGAAGGCCAGGAAUCUAUUGCCACCUCAGGAAGGGAAGGAUGCUUUAGAUGUGUAUGUAAAAGUGUACCUGCUGGUGAACGGAAAACGUGUGAAAAAGAAGAAGACUAACAGAAAAGAGAUCAACAGCCCCGUGUGGAACGAGGCGUUAUCAUUUAGCCUACCGUCUGCUAACCUUCAGGAGGCUUCUAUUGAGGUAUGCGUGGUAAGCGGCGGCGGCAGCGGGCUGGUGGUGGGCUGGUGCUGCGUGGGCGCGGCCGAGCCCGCCGCCGAGGGCCGCCACUGGGCGCAGAUGGCGCACGAGACGCGCAAGGCCGUGGCCAUGUGGCACACCCUCAGAUAGACUGCACAUCCUCUCCCCACACACUCGUCUAGUUUAUCCCGGACCGAUUGGUGCAAAUCUUCUGUAGAAGACGGCCGACGUUUUGCGAAAUAGUAUCGAUUACAGAAUCAGAAUAUUGAAUCAGAAUCAGAAUUUUGUGGGAAUUAUUAGUUCCAAAACUGUACACGUGGCGCUGAUAGUUCUCACAUAAAAUUCAAAAAUAACGGAUUCUAUCGAUAUCAUUUGGCAAGACCGUGAUAAGGCCCCCUGUUCACUGUUUUCUAGUCAAUGUAGUGACGUCCUAGGUAGGAAGACCAGAUACCAAUAUUUCUUACACAUUUUCUGAAGUCAUUCGAGUUUUUGCCUUUGCCUACCUAAUGGAUACAACCGCCAGUAUGUUUCAAUAAUGAUGAUGAAGUCCUGCGUGAAAUUCAGUAAUCUGGGAGAUUGCAUCAAGCAUAUCUACUCAUACCUCGGGUCUUAAGAAUAGGUCAUAUAGGUACCUCUUAGUUGACCCAUGCCCUUAAACUUCUUUAUGACGUCACUACUGUACCUACCUACCUACCAUAAAUUACUGUUACUUGUCUGUAUAGACUAUCGUAGACUUUCACUAUAAGAUGCCUAAUCUACAUUGUAAUUAUACUUCGCAGAGCCUAAGUUUGCUCAAAGGAACAGAAACUGUAUCAUACCUUUAUCACUGUUAGAAACAAAAAUGUGUCUGAUAUUCAAUAGAUAGUAGCUUCACAAAUUCGUGUUUCGAAUCUUGCAAUACUGUUAUAUUUAAAUGUCACUAGUCAUUUGUAUAAAAUGUUAUUGAUAUGCAGCUCGCUACACGAAGCACUUAGUAGGUGUACUGUUAGCUUUAUCGCUCUUCGAUAAACUGACGAGAAGUCAUGUGAGCGAAUCGUCUGUCUCUGAGAGAAGGUAAUAAAUAAGUGUAAUAUCCCUUUAUCAAGACUUAUACCUUGUAUUACACUCCCUGCCUUCCUAUACUGUCCAGUCUAAACUGUGGGCUCUAUACUAUACUUCCUGAUAUUAUAAUGAAAUUGUAUCAACAAAUGUUUUAAAAAUAUUUAUCUUGUUAAACUUUAUAAAAAUAUAACAGACUAUUUUCGACGUGGUAAAUUAUAUUGAGCUUUUGAAACACCAAACAAAAUCUUAUGAAUUUAUAGAAUUUUAUAUAAGAAAUGUUAAUUUUUGAAAAUAAAUUUUAAUAUCAUUGUCCAAUAGAUGAUGUGAAUAAAUAAAUACGACUAUUUCUAUCUCCUGUACUUAUGUGUGCCCACAGUUGUUCUGUCACAUAACUAGAUAAUAUAUAAAUACCUACUUAUUAGUACGUAGCCAUUCAAUAGAGUGGCCUCCGUCUGUUCAAGGGUUUUAUGAAUUAUAUCGAAUUUUAUUCCAAAAAUAUACGUACAUAUUUUUAUCUAAGUGUAUGUAUCUGUGUGAAGAGGUAUAUUACUUUUUAUUUUCUUUACAAUGUCUGAAUAAAAUGUCUAUUUGUAAGAUUAAA
Molecule: messenger RNA, 3239 nt
Organism: Helicoverpa zea (corn earworm)
Lineage: Eukaryota; Metazoa; Arthropoda; Insecta; Lepidoptera; Noctuidae
Product: synaptotagmin-5-like
Exons: 9
Coding region: 128-1747 (539 amino acids)
Biological process (GO): calcium-ion regulated exocytosis; cellular response to calcium ion; regulation of calcium ion-dependent exocytosis
Cellular component (GO): membrane
Molecular function (GO): calcium-dependent phospholipid binding; calcium ion binding; clathrin binding
Source: RefSeq, a predicted model, not a curated record